This is a messenger RNA of Olea europaea var. sylvestris, 501 nucleotides long. RefSeq lists its product as uncharacterized. Bases 1 to 501 code for a protein of 166 amino acids. The record is from RefSeq and is a predicted model, not a curated record. The transcript has 2 exons. NCBI's taxonomy places the organism in Eukaryota, Viridiplantae, Streptophyta, Magnoliopsida, Lamiales, Oleaceae.
AUGUCUCAACCAAGGAUGCCACACCUAAAGGCAGUUCACCACCUACUACGAUACUUGAAGGGCAACCCUGAACAGGGUAUUUUCUUUUCAUCACAUUUGCAUUCUAAUCCAAUUAUUCCAGUUCGAGCCUUAUCGGAUGCUGAUUGGGGAUCGUGCAUUGAUACAAGAAAGUCUACCACCGGUUUUUAUAUAUUUGUUGGCAACUCUAUGGUCUCUUGGAAGUCAAAGAAACAACCAACCAUAUCUCGUUCAUCUGCUAAAGCGGAAUAUAGGGCACUUGCCUCCACUAUUGCCACUAACCCAAUUUUUCACGAGAGAACAAAACACAUUGAAAUUGAUUGUCACUUCAUUCGUGACAAAAUCAGUGUUGGGAUCAUUAAACUUCUACCAGUUCGUUCAAAACAUCAGCUUGCAAACAUCUUCACCAAGCCACUGCCUCCAUCCAGCCUUACUCCUUUACUGUCCAAGAUGUGUGUAAAAGAUAUUUACAACACAUCUUGA